Molecule: messenger RNA, 603 nt
Organism: Cadophora gregata
Lineage: Eukaryota; Fungi; Ascomycota; Leotiomycetes; Helotiales; Ploettnerulaceae
Exons: 3
Coding region: 1-603 (200 amino acids)
Source: RefSeq, a predicted model, not a curated record
AUGUUCUCCCUCACUUCCAUCAUACUAGCUUCCAUGGCUAUUCUUGGCUCUACGUUAGCUCAAAAGAGUAACUUCACUUCACCAACCCUGCAGGGCGUUUCAUAUGGAGGAACUGGCUGUCCUCAAGGCUCGAUCAGGUUUUCUGUACCGAUCAAUUCCACUAGAUAUGCUCUUGCAUUCAAAGGUCAUGCAGCUUCAAUCGGAGACGGUGCUCCAGUAACAGAAGCUCGGAAGAACUGCCAGAUCAACCUCAAUCUCAAUUAUCCUGUCGGCUACCAGUAUGCUGUAGCCGGAAAUACAUACUCCGGAUACGCAACACUGGAUUCUGGAGUUACUGCUGUCCAUCAAAGUACAUAUUACUUUUCUGGAUACGCACAGCAAAGCUCCACACAAAAGACCUUUACGGGACCGUAUAACGCGCCGUACUCGGUUCAAGACUAUGCUGUAGAUGAGAAGAUUUGGUCGCCGUGUGGCUCGACUGCAGUAUUGAAUAUCAAUAAUCAGGUGAGGAUUACGAGGCCGAAGAACACAACUGGAUCAGGGACACUGUAUGAUUCUGGGCUGUGGGAUAUCUCGCUGGUGUGGAGGGCCUGUUCUCAGUGA